Molecule: messenger RNA, 1134 nt
Organism: Fimicolochytrium jonesii
Lineage: Eukaryota; Fungi; Chytridiomycota; Chytridiomycetes; Spizellomycetales; Powellomycetaceae
Product: FAS1 domain-containing protein
Exons: 3
Coding region: 1-1134 (377 amino acids)
Source: RefSeq, a predicted model, not a curated record
AUGUUGGAGACACCAUUCAAAAUGAAAUUGUUCGCCCACCUCACCCUCCUCCUCGCCACCCUCUUCACCCUCCUCCACCCAACCACCGCCCAAGACCUCAACAGUCUGAUCACCCAAGUCGAAAACUCGCUCAAACAAUCCGGCGCUCUCUCCGCCCUCGAAGCCCUCUUCCAGGACCUCAAACCGCAAGCGGAGCAGCUGCUCGCCCAAGCCGGCGAAUUCACCUUCUUCGCACCCUCCAACACCGCGUUGGAGAAGUUUCAGAAAAAGUACCCGGACCUGUACGCCAAUGUGACCGCUGACCCCGAAUGGUUGCUCGAUGUGCUCAAGUACCAUUUCCUCCCGGGGGUUGCCUUUGACCCCAGCAAGGCGCCUGCGAAAUCGUUCCCGCAGACCGCGCUGAACGACGAUGCCGUGCAGGUGAAUGUCAAGGGGAAAGACGUCACGGUCAAGUUUGACGGCGGGCAGGCUAAAGUGACUGAGUCGGUUACCGUAGCCAAAGGGGUCGUGCAUGUGGUUGACACGGUGUUGACUCCGCCACGGGCUUUGGCGGAUGUUGCGAAGGACGCUGGGUUGACUUCGUUGAUCAAGGCCGUGCAGACCGCGGGGCUUGCAAAGGAUGCCGCGGGGCUUACCAAGUUCACUCUCUUCGCCCCAACCAACCGCGCCUUCGACCGCAUCACCACCUUCGCCAAAUCCCAAAACGUCGCCAUCACCCCCGCCCUCCUCGCCUCCAUCCUCAAAUUCCACAUCGCGCCCCACCACGAAUAUUUCUCCACCGACCUCCCUACCGACGGCAAGCCCGUCACCGUCGCCUCCGCGCUCAAGGGCGCCGACCUCACCGUCUCCGUCUCCAAGAACGUCGUCAGCGUCUCCGGCGCCGGUACCAGGAGCUUCAAAUUGCCGCCGGGCAAGGUCACGAAGGCGGAUAUCCUCGUCAAGGGCGGAGUCGUGCAUGUGAUUGAUCAUGUUGUUUUGCCGGAUUUGAAGGGUGCGGGUGCUAAGGCACGUAGGAGCGAGGUGCUGGAGAGGGCAGAGUUUGGGGAUGGGGAGAGUGCUGCUGCGGGUGGGGUUAGGGUCUCGCGUGCUGUGUGGGCUUUGGGGGUUGUCGCUGCUGUUGUUGUGAUGAUGUAG